Molecule: messenger RNA, 1613 nt
Organism: Pseudogymnoascus destructans
Lineage: Eukaryota; Fungi; Ascomycota; Leotiomycetes; Thelebolales; Thelebolaceae
Exons: 1
Coding region: 314-1063 (249 amino acids)
Source: RefSeq, a predicted model, not a curated record
CCAAGGGUCACUCAGGAUAUUAUACGGCCACCGAUCCAAUUCCGACCUCGUAGGAAGAACAUAUACGUGGGAAGUUGUGCUUCGGUGACGUCUUCUUUCAGCAGCGAUGAUGACAACCAUCAUCCCGACACACCAAGUCGUCCUCAACGGCCUCCAAAAAGCGGAAACCCUAUUACUUCCCCCAACCCACCAUCACAAUCUACCGAACGUGGUGGGACCAAAGGUGGUGGGAAAAAGGGGGCUUCUAGCGAGACUCAUCGGCAAAAGAACUUGGGUCGAUUUUGUACGCCAAACUGCCUAAUGGGUAUGGUAGAUGGGGGAGAACUCGAUUGGCAGUGUCCGAAUGUCAAGGAACAUGGAAAAGGUCAUCAUCAACUCGACCGUAAUACAUUCAUGCGACAUAUUGUUGCGCAAUCAGCUUGACUAUUGUGUGGCAAUGAACGUUCAUGGAGCUCGAGGAGCUUUUUUCAAGGUCAAGUUACCUGGAUUUGGGUACGCCGUUGCCGCGAAAGGCACCGGGAUUGAGUGUGUUAAAGAUCUGAUGCACGAAUCGACAAUUUACCGUCGUCUCCUUCCUAUUCAGGGGAAGUGCGUACCUGUGCACCUAGGAGAGACGAAAGUGGACAGUAUAUUAUACUACGCAGGAGCCGUUCGUAUUGUCUAUAUGAUGUUUCUAAGCUUUGGAGGAUUCCAAUUACGAUCGCCAAUCCCACAAACUCUCGCUGACGACGCCAUCUCCGGUCUGCAUGCCAUACAUCAGUUGGGAGUAUUGCAGGGUGAUCCAGCAGCCCGGAACAUUCUCGUCCACCCGGAUCGGCCAGGAAUUACCUGGAUUGACUUUGAACGAGCCGAGUUCGUACGCCCACGAGCGGUACUCGGAACUCUAUCUCCAAAUCGGAAACGAAAGCUUGGCUGGUCUCACGAAGAAGGGAAGUGUCAGAAUGGAAAGAGCAGCAAGAAGAUACCUGCAUCAGACAUAGGUCAAGCUAAGACGGAGCUGGCGAGAUUGGUGGUGAAGCAGAGAGUAGUCAUUUCUACAGAUGCCAACCUCAUUCGGCCCUGAACGCGUAUCGGGAGCCGAAGAAGUCUAUAGCUGAAUGAACUCUCUCCGGAAGUCGUCACUGAUGAGCCUCGUCACCGACAUUUCCAUACGAGACAGUGCCAACUCAGCUCACGAGUUCAAUAGACACAAAUGAGUUCGACGCAGGAAGCCACCUCUCAUUCCACAAUUUCGACGCCAAUUCCGGAUGUGAAUAACGCGGCGAGAUCCGGUGGAUACUCGCCGGGCGGUGCUGUCAUACUGGAUGCAAGACUAGGGCAGACCCGAAGAGCUCGAAGACGUCGAAGUAUGGGACAAGACCUGAGCCAGAAAUGGAAGGACUGCUGGGCGAGUUUGUGUGGAGUUCGCACUCUGUGCCCGGAGGGAAGCACGUGAGUCGUGCCUUCCAAUCUUCACAACCACCACAAGAAGCACGAAGGACGAAGGAUCACACUUUCCUAAUUAGGAAAUAGACAGCUGUAGCUGCCCUCUGAGCUCAGCUUAUUACACAUAUAUAUAGUAGACACGGUAGCUAGAUCAAUAAAACAUGCAUUCACGGAUCACUGACUGAGGC